Messenger RNA from Harmonia axyridis, 1960 nucleotides. RefSeq lists its product as uncharacterized. NCBI's taxonomy places the organism in Eukaryota, Metazoa, Arthropoda, Insecta, Coleoptera, Coccinellidae. Bases 447 to 1412 code for a protein of 321 amino acids. The transcript has 4 exons. The record is from RefSeq and is a predicted model, not a curated record.
CCAUAAGAAUUUCAGCUUUUUUGUAUAGAUAAACGAUUGUGGACUUCUCGGGAGACAAUAGUGUUUUAUGAUCAAAAUAGUGUGGAGCACCAAUUUUUAGGAACGAUGGACGAGAAACCAAUGGUAGUAUUUUAUAGCUUUUAUUUAUGCUCUGCAGCACAGGCCCUUAAACAAGUCACUAUGGAAUCAGAAUAAAUAAUGGAUAUUAUAUCCAAUGUUUCAUGUUUUGUUGAGUAACUUACCUAAAAUAAAGCAGUCAAAAUCCAAGAAGAAGAAACUCAAAGGUGAGGUUAUGCUUAUUAUAAGGAAUUAGCGAAAAUGUGUUUUGAAGCCACGCAAAGUACCCAACCAAAAACUCAACUUUUACCUAGAAUGGACCAGCUGAAGAAGUGAGAGUGGUGGAUACGCACUCGCUGCAACUCCCACAUUCGUGCAGAAUCAGAUGAAUGAAAAGAAUCAGAUCGUCGGUAAAAUCAGUAGAACAAUUGUCAUUCCUCAUUAUUCCUGUGCUUAUAGCAGUGUGCGUGGCGUGGUUUUCUCUAAUGUACUUGCACAUGUGGAUGUUGUUUUUGUGGGCGCUGAGCUUAACGGAUAGCCGAGGCAGUGCCAUUUUGGCAGAGGAUACAGCAUCGUUGAGGGAGGAUGAUUUUGAUCUUCCCAACAGACAGAACGACAAAUUUUCGAAUGAAGCUUAUCCUUAUGUGCAUGGAAACGGAAACAAGAUAUACGACGAUAGAUACGAUGACUUUUCUCCAAGAUGCACAGAGCGUUUGGAAAACGCGUUGGAACUUAUAAGGCGGAGGCAGGUAGCGAAGCAGAAGACUUUGCAUUUGAGCGGUUAUUCAUUGCACCAACAGUUGAGGAAUUCUCCUUACGACAUGUACGUCACGGAUAUGAGAGUGAGGUUACCGAGUUCUGCUAGUUGGGUAAGAGUGGACAGAUGUCGCUUCGAUCCCAGGAAUACCAGUUUAGAAACAAGGCUGCUCUUCAACGAUUUGACGAUAAGUGGUAGAGUGAAUCUUUUCAAUGGAGAUGACAUUCAAAGACAGGAUGGUCCCUUGUUGGAUAGCGAAAACACUUGCAACAUGAUCUUGAGACUUAGGAGAGCAGGAAUUGGGUUCUACACCGAACCAAUACGAAGAGAAAGGGGACACUUCAAUGUAAGAACUGAUUCUCAUUUUUUGGAACCUGGAUUUAUAAGUGUUUACGCGUAUGGUUGUGAGCCCACUAAGUUUCGUGCCUUUGGAAAAGAUUUGAGAGAGGAGGAAGAAGAUGAAUUGUCAAAAGAGAUGGAGGACAUUUUCUUGAAAGGUAUAAGAUCAUUGCUGACAUCUUAUAUGCAGAAAGAAUUGCAACCAGCUAUAAAAGAGACUUUGAUGAAGAAUUUGGGGUAUACUGUUUCUUAUGGGUGAAAAUCUAAUAUAAAAUGAAAAACUAGGUCAAUGGUGAAAAAUGAAAUUAAUAAGAAUAAUAAAUAAUUGAUUGUUACUUAUUUAAAUAUUGUAAAUAUUCGAAAAGAUAGUUUAUCUAGCAUUAUGAAUAGUUCUUUUGAAAUACACAACACAUAAUAUAAUGAACACAUUAUCAGCAAUUCUGUAGCAAGAAUCUUCUUCACAUUCUCAAAUUAAAAGUUUAUUUGAACAGUUAUAUUACAUUUUAGAAUACUUUUCAUGAGGUGCUCUAAGAGUGUGAAAUAUUAAUUGAGAAAAAAUAUGAAAUUCACCUACUUCUUCGAGGUUCUCUAAAAUGUAUAUUCACUACCAUUUCUGUGACUAUCAGAAAAGUUUUGGAAAAUUGUAUUAUUCAAGUAUGAAACGAGAAGUAGAGAAACAAUUGGUUGUGUAAAUUUUUUGAGCGAAACAUUUCUUAUUUAUUUUUGUAUAAAUGUAUAAAACUUUGUAAAAUGUACAUAAUUUCGAAUGUUCAAAAUAAAAUUUGCUGAAUUAUUUCCCCUUUAAAA